CAUUUAUGUACAUUUUUUAUAAGACAUGAAUUAAACGUUACGAUACUCUUGGAAAUGGUUCGCGUGAUCUCAAUCUAUACACUUAACAUACCAAAAUCUUGAUUACUAUCGAGUACAUAUUGUUCACAAGAGUAACUGCUUAGUCUUGAUAAAAAGACGUCAUGAGAAAUGUUGGUUGUUUGCUUAUAAUGCUUAAUUUUUUGAAACAAAGAUUGUAAUAUACCUCGUAUCAACAAUUAAUGUAUAUUAAAUAUACAUUAAUGCUCAAAGUUCUAGACUCUUUACAAAUAAUUCUACAGUUCAAGAUUGACAAAUUAUAGUCUCAUCUUUUUAAACGUUGUUUCAAAUUAAUAUUCCUCAUUCCCGUCUCAAGAAAAUUUCCUCUGAUCUUAUAUAAAAAAAAAAAAGGAUGGGGAAGAGGGUUGGAGUACGUCGGUGGUCUCGGUAGGGUUGUCGUGGAUGCGCAUUGGGUAUCGAAGGAGUUUGUCCCGUAUCAACGUGGACGUUCCUGGAUCGCAUCGUCAGUAUGCGGCCGCGCAUUCCAUGUGGGAACACCUGUUUGCUCUUUUGCCUUCUUCGCCAACUUUCUCGAUCCCAAGCCGCGUAAAUUACCAUCGCGCUUGUUCUAUUUUAUUUAAGGUACCGAAAAGGAAACAUUACUCCUGUAAAUCACUUCAAAAACUUGAGGGAGAAGCGGACAGAGGGAAUACUUUGUCGAGCUAUUCUCGUCGAAAAUUAAAUGGCAGAAUAUUUUUAUCGAAGCGUCGUUAAUGUCGAGACGUACCAAGCGUGAUACCGUUGAACGAUAAUAAAAGAGAGAAACGAGCAACUCUGUAGAUUAUCGACGGAGAUCAAAAGGGAGAAUCGUUAAAACAUCGUUCGGUGAAUCUGCGCGUGAUAGAUCUAUAUAUCAAGAAUAAGAGAUAAGAAGCAAGACAUAAGUGAGCGAAAGAAGGAAACAAGAUACGAUAGAAAGGGCGAAGGAGACGAGGAAUAUUAUUGAGAGAGAGGAACGUUCUCGUGACUUCAACCACGUGUCUCUCGUGGUCCUCGUUUAAACACGCGACAGUACACUGUUGAUGAUAGGAAUUAUAAUUAAUAUUGGAAAAUUUAAUAGAAUAGACCUAAUGACCUAUUGUUUAGAAUGUUAAAGGAAUGAGUUUGACCCAGUACACGAGUUGGAUGCAUAACUCUAUUACGGUUGUCUUAACAUAUUAUCGGUAGAAUUUUUCUAGUUGGACAUAAAGAGACAAUCUCUCCAUGUUUUUUUUCUAAAUCAGAAAUACGAUCUCAGUAGUGUAUUUUGCAUCACGUUUGUAAGACACGACGGGCGCAUCGUACGGUAGGCAAGAUUGCAGCCGGGUAGAUUAUUUGUAGCCGUGUCGCCAUUGAGAUGGUUUUAUGGUAACCCCUUCCCCCGCGUACCUUUAUAUCGAGACUGAAUGGACAGAGAGAGUAGCCUCCUCUAUGAGAUAAUACGCCUGGUUGUGCCUAAGCCAUUCAGGCCCGAAGUCGGAUCCAUCGAAUCGCGAAAGAUCGCGCGAGGUGAGGGUGGACACCGUGCAGGCCCCUGCAGUCAUGCUCACCAUCCAAAACGACAUGUCACCGCGCAAUGGCUCGUGCGUGGCGGAAGUGAGCUCCGUGAGGAGUCUCUCGUCGGAUGAUGUUUCAGCGACCAAGCCACACCGAAAGAAGUCCUGCUGGGCACGUGCCACCGAUCCAGCUCAUCGCCGUGGACGUCGAAUCCAGCUCCUGCAAAUGCUGGUGCUGCCAUUCAUACCGAUCCUUGCGUUGAUCGUUCAGACGGCCAAUACGCUCCACGACAUCCUAAUUUAUCGGCAAGAGGUCUCAGACAUCGAGACACAGGUAACAAUUGCCACCGACUUGGGGAAAGUAGUGACGAGGAUGCAACUUGAAAGAUCCGAGGUUGCAUUCUUCAUUUAUACCAACGGGAACACCCUAAGGUCGAACUUGACGCAGAGGUUCGCCAUAACCGAUCAGGCUCUCCACAAUAUGACUACGUGGCCCCUGGUCUCGGUGCCGAGGGAUGAGAGCAAGACGCAAACCUAUGACGUAGUCAGCAAAGAGGCCUUCCAAGCACGCCUCGAGGAUUUCAGGCAAAAGAUAAGUUCAGAAGAGAGUAGCAUAACUGAAGUGAUGACAUGGUAUACAAGCGUAAACGCGGCGAUGCUGGACCACCUGACAAAUCAAAUCAAAGAAACGGAUAACAGUGGCGUUUGGAGGUAUUUGAUAGCCUUUAAAAAUUUACUGAGAAGCAUCGAGAGCCUGGGUAUUGCUUCCGUGUACGGAAUCAAUUACUUCGGACGCGGAAUCCUUGUGGGGGAUAAUUACGUCAGCUACGUACGCCACGAAGCUCUAGGACGUGAUCUUCUCACAGGAUCCCUUACAUACGUGCCUUCUCUUAAGCAUUUUUAUGCGGAACUCACUCGUACCAUGCCAGAUUAUAGCAGAAUAAAAUCUAGGAGAAACGAGAUCUUGAAGAACCAGAAGAGAGAGCCAAGCGUGGAUGACGCGAUCGCUUAUUUCGAUUCUAUGGCGACUUAUGUCGACGAGCUACGGAAACUUCAGCGAGAAUUACGUCACAUGAUAAGGAACUACGUGAAUUCAACCUUGCAAGACGCGAGCAACAAGGAAGUUGCUGGAAUAGCUAUAGUCGUCCUGGUGUUGGUCGUAUCCCCUAUUAUUAUAAUACUAGUACGUAACGCGGUUGCCACGAUACAAAUGUACGCUGCCAAUUUGGCUCAAAAGGCGCGAGAACUCAAACAGGAAAAAGGGAAAAGCGACACGCUGCUCUUCCAAAUGUUACCGCCUAGCGUCGCUCAACAAUUGAAGCAAACUCAACAGGUUCCAGCUGAAUACUAUGAAGCAGUGACCGUGUACUUCAGUGACAUAGUUGGAUUCACCGAGAUCGCUGCAGAGAACACUCCCCUAGAAGUUGUUACAUUCCUGAACUCCAUCUACAAGCUCUUCGAUGCUCGUAUAGAGUGCUACGACGUGUACAAAGUAGAAACAAUCGGUGACUCGUACAUGGUUGCCUCUGGCUUGCCAGUUAGAAACGGCGACAAACACGUAUCAGAGAUAGCGACGAUGGCACUCGAUCUUCUGGCAGCAUCGUCAGUGUUUCAAGUGCCCAAGAGACCAGGGGAACGACUUCAAAUCCGCAGUGGCGCUCACACAGGGCCUGUUGUUGCUGGAAUCGUUGGAAGCAAGAUGCCUCGUUACUGUCUCUUUGGAGACACGGUGAACACGGCCAGUCGUAUGGAAUCUACUGGGGAAGCUCUGCGAAUACACAUUAGCCUGGAAAUGAAGAAAGCUUUGGACGCCGUGGGAGGAUUCAAAAUAGUGCAUCGUGGUCUAGUGGACGUCAAGGGUAAAGGCCUGAUGGAUACCUAUUGGCUGGAGUGCAAGGAUGGUGGAAUCGCCCGUGCAGCGGAGCUAGAUCUACCCACGUUCUUCGAGGACGUUCGACCAGUUUUCAUACGUCGUCUAAGAGAGGAGGGCACUCUCUGAUGCGAG
Molecule: messenger RNA, 3537 nt
Organism: Hylaeus volcanicus
Lineage: Eukaryota; Metazoa; Arthropoda; Insecta; Hymenoptera; Colletidae
Product: receptor-type guanylate cyclase gcy-19
Exons: 15
Coding region: 1579-3531 (650 amino acids)
Biological process (GO): cGMP biosynthetic process; receptor guanylyl cyclase signaling pathway; intracellular signal transduction
Molecular function (GO): peptide receptor activity; guanylate cyclase activity
Source: RefSeq, a predicted model, not a curated record